Molecule: messenger RNA, 1733 nt
Organism: Capsella rubella
Lineage: Eukaryota; Viridiplantae; Streptophyta; Magnoliopsida; Brassicales; Brassicaceae
Product: ran-binding protein M homolog
Exons: 10
Coding region: 133-1563 (476 amino acids)
Biological process (GO): cytoskeleton organization; cell surface receptor signaling pathway
Cellular component (GO): cytoplasm
Molecular function (GO): protein binding
Source: RefSeq, a predicted model, not a curated record
GAUCAAAUUAAAUCCCAGAGAAGAAGAAAUCUCAACAAAGUUCUAAUUCAGUGUUCGUUCCUAAGACUCCCAAAAACCCCAAAUCAUCUCGAAUUUGCUAAAUUCUAGGGCUUUCUCUCUGUGAUCGAAUUAAUGAGCUCUUCACCAUCGCCGGCGAAUUCCGCCACCGCUUCCGCGAACGGCGGCGAUACAGCCACAGCCAACGCCGGGAACGGUCAAGAUCUGAACUUACACUUCUUGGAGAAGAUUCGUCUGGCCGCAAAUCGAGAUGCGAAGGAAGACGAAGGUGAAGAUUCGCCGACGGAGUUGAACACGGUCAAUAGCGCCGGCGGGUUUCUUGUGGUUUCUCCUGAUAAGCUUUCGGUUAAGUACACGAAUAUGAAUCUACAUGGGCACGACGUUGGUGUUGUUCAAGCGAAUAAGCCUGCUCCGUUCAAGUGUCUCACUUACUACUUUGAGAUUUUUGUUAAAGAUUCUGGGAUUAAAGGGCAAGUUGCGAUUGGUUUUACUAAGGAGAGUUUCAAAAUGAGGAGACAACCUGGAUGGGAAGUGAACAGCUGUGGCUAUCAUGGGGAUGAUGGACAUCUAUAUCGUGGACAGGGAAAAGGUGAACCUUUUGGUCCAAAGUAUACCAAAGAUGAUACAGUUGGUGGUGGUAUAAACUACGCUACGCAAGAGUUCUUUUUCACUAAAAACGGAGCUAUUGUUGGGAAAAUCCCUAAGGACAUAAAAGGUCAUCUAUUCCCUACUGUAGCUGUACAUAGCCAAAAUGAGGAGGUAUUAGUCAAUUUUGGGAAGAAGAAAUUUGCUUUCGAUAUUAAGGGAUAUGAAGCAUCAGAGAGGAAUAAGCAACAAAUGGCUAUCGAAAAAAUAUCCAUACUUCCAAAUAUUGGUUAUGGGCUUGUAAAGACCUAUCUGCUACACUACGGGUAUGAGGAGACACUCAAUGCUUUCAACCUUGCUACUAAAACAACAGUUCCUCCAAUCAAUAUAGAUCAAGGAAUUGCUACUGAUGAAGAUGAUUCAUCAUAUGCUUUGAAACGGAGAAAGACACUUAGACAGCUUGUUGGGAAUGGUGAGGUUCAUGCUGCUAUAACUAAACUCCGGGAGUGGUAUCCCCAAACUGUACAGGAUGAUAAAUCGGUGGUUUGUUUCCUCCUGCACUGUCAACAUUUUAUUGAAUUAGUACGGGUUGGGAAACUUGAAGAAGGUGUGCAGUAUGGCAGACUCGAGUUAGCUAAAUUUGUUGGGUUAACCGGGUUUCAAGAUAUAAUCGAGGACUGCUUUGCUUUGCUAGUGUAUGAAAAGCCCGAGGAAUCACCGGUUGGGUAUUUCCUAGAAGACUCGCAUAAGGAACUAGUGGCUGAUGCCGUGAAUGCAGCGAUACUAUCAACAAAUCCAAAUAAGAGAGAUGUUCAGAAAAGCUGUCACUUGCAUUCCCAUCUGGAGAAACUGCUAAGACAAUUAACCGUCUGCUGUCUAGAAAGGCGAUCGCUGAAUGGAGACCAAGGCGAAACAUUCCGGCUUCACCAUGUUCUUAACAACAACAGUACAAGAAGAUGAAAUCGGGUUAGCCCGGGGCAUAUAUUUUGGAAAACUCUGUUUUUUGUUUGGCUGUUGUCAUCAUAAUUGGCUUUUGUUCAUACUUGUGUGUCAUAUUAUGUUGAACUUUCCCAUUCUGUAAUAAAAGGAAAAAAGUUAAAAAUGAAAAAGAAAGGUUCCACUUGCAUUUU